AGCGCCAUUAAUUUCGUUUUUGAAGUUUAAGCAACACAUUCAAAUCUAAAUAGUGCAUCAGAAAAAGGGGUAACACAGAUGUAUAUGGUUUUCUUCUUCAUAAUUAAUUAUUUAAUUUCUUUGCUUUGGAUUUAAGUUGAAAUCAUAUUCUCUGCUUGAGCAUCACAUCGGAACCUCUCCCUAUCUCUCUGUUUCUUAUAUCUGUAUAUAAAUGAAGCAGUUGGCUGUUCUUUCUCCAUAUUCAAACCAAGCACAUUCCAGUACCCUUUUCUUGGUUUAACUAAAUAUAGCAAUCUCUUCCUAGUUAUCUCAAAACAUGAUGGCAGACGUUCUUGCAUGUCUGGUCAUCUUUACUACUGCAAUCUUCAGCUCUGCUGUCGCAUCCGAUCCUGACUCCCUUCAGGAUCUCUGCGUUGCUGCUCCCACUUCAGAUAAAAAGGUGAACGGAUUUUUAUGCAAGGACGAGGCAAAUGUAACGGCAGCUGAUUUCACCUUCGACGGUCUGGCUAAGCCAGGACUUGUUAACAACUCGUUUGGUUCAGUUGCAAAGCCGGCCAACGUGAAUCAGAUUCCAGGUCUCAACACCCUGGGGGUGUCGAUGGCGCGAAUCGACUAUGCCCCCGGUGGGCUUAACCCUCCUCACACCCACCCGCGUGGCACUGAGAUCGUAUUCGUGCUGGAAGGAGAGCUGGAUGUGGGCUUCAUCACCACAGCAAACAAGCUAAUCGCCAAGACCAUCAAGAAAGGUGAAAUCUUUCUGUUUCCCAAGGGACUCGUCCAUUUUCAGAAGAACAACGGCGACAAGCCCGCUUCUGUGAUCGCGGCAUUCAAUAGCCAAUUCCCCGGCACCCAAGCCAUUGCUCCGACACUUUUCACGGCAACACCACCCGUGCCAGACGAUGUGUUGGCUAUAGCCUUUCAGGUUGGUAGCAAAGACAUUGACAAAAUCAAAGCAAAGCUGGCUCCCAAGAAGUAGUACAAAAGUAUCAAGUACCAGAGAUCAUUUACCUUACAAAUUCUUUUCAUCCAUAUUAUAUAUACACACAUUAAGUCUUAAUAUGGCCCAUAUUGGAGGACAGAUUUUGAAUAAAAUUGGAUAUGUGCAAUGAUGUGUGUGAAAGAGUAAUUUCUAAUUUAAAGCAAAAGAGAAUAUUAUAUUCA
Juglans microcarpa x Juglans regia is the source of this 1161-nucleotide messenger RNA. Its product is annotated as germin-like protein subfamily 2 member 4. Gene Ontology annotation, biological process: plasmodesmata-mediated intercellular transport; regulation of root development. Gene Ontology annotation, cellular component: plasmodesma; cell wall. The transcript is spliced from 3 exons. NCBI's taxonomy places the organism in Eukaryota, Viridiplantae, Streptophyta, Magnoliopsida, Fagales, Juglandaceae. The record is from RefSeq and is a predicted model, not a curated record. Bases 317 to 976 code for a protein of 219 amino acids. Gene Ontology annotation, molecular function: manganese ion binding.